Prorocentrum cordatum is the source of this 1391-nucleotide messenger RNA. NCBI's taxonomy places the organism in Eukaryota, Dinophyceae, Prorocentrales, Prorocentraceae. The record is from the annotation of a GenBank genome assembly.
AGCCGUUUUGGCUCCAGGUGGGUUGACUGCAUGGCGCAGCAUACAUUUGAACGCACAAGAGAUGUGGACAACUUAUGCCUUUUGACUGCCCCAGACGACGACGAGGAUGUUGACAAGAAGCACCAACACAAGUCUGGCGCGAAGCAGCUUGAUCCCAUUAAGCAUUUGGAGCAGUGGCGCGUUAUCUGCAUUGAUUUCCACCGAUUCCGCGCCAAAUGUCCAGACAAGUGCAAGGUCUUAAUCCGCCAAGGCAUUCCAGAAUUUCUGCGGGGCUCGGUUUGGCAGAAGCUGGCGCUUUCCAGAGAGCUGCUGCAGAGACAUCCGAAAGAUUUGUACGAAAAUAUGAGGCGCACGGAGGCUGCGCCAUGCGAGGUUGAUAUCAUGAAGGACAUGAAUCGUACUUUCCCAAAGCAUGUGCUCUAUCGCGAUAAGCAAGGCCUAGGGCAACGUCAGCUGCUUAAUGUGCUCCGGGCCUAUUCUGUCUUCAACGCGGAGGUUGGCUAUUGCCAAGGCAUGGGGUUCAUUUGCGGUGUGCUCCUGAUGUACAUGGGCGAGGAUGACGCGUUUCUGAUGUUGAUUUCGCUGCUUGAGAACUACAGGAUGGCUGGCCUUUUCAUGGACAAUUUGCCCCUGCUCAAUAAAUAUUUUUUUCAGCUGCAGCGGCUCAUCGAGAUGCACAUGCCGCUCCUUUACAACCAUUUUGCGCAGCAAGGCGUGGAGCCCACGAUGUACGCAUCGCAGUGGUUCAUGACCGUGUGUAUCUACAACUUCCCAUUCUCGACGGUGGUCCGGGUAUGGGACAUUUUCCUGGCGGAGGGCGUGAAGAUCAUCUUCCGCAUCGCGUUGGCCUUGCUGAAGCUCAACCAGGAGGCAUUGUUGGGCGAGUCAUUCGAGCAGAUCUUGCAGACCCUGAAGCAGGCGCCCAGUCGCGUCGAGUCGGACGCGCUUGUGCAGGCGGCAUUGGGAAUCAAGCUGAAGAAUCGGACACUGAAGGAGAUAGAGAACGAGUGGCUGGCGCAGCUGAACAUGGAGCCCUGAGAGGCCUCGCACUCCCCGCUCCUACGAUCUCCCGCCAGCUCCGUCCCACCUCCCUGCCCACUCCUCUGUCCGCCGUGGCGCUCUCUGCUGCCAUCAUGACCGAGCUCCGCGUGCUCUAGGUGCAGAGGCGGCGAAUCGGAAAAAGCGUAGCCCGAGCCAGCGCGAGAGCGCAAUCUCGGACCAGGAGCGUGACGGGCGCGGGCGAGAGCUUGCCACUCCGAGCCUGGAGCCAGGCCGGCGCCGUGGGCGAGGGUGGUGUGCCGAGCCGGGAGCGUGCCCCGCGCAAGAAGCGCCAGGGAGCCACUCCGAGCCGGCAGCGCGGCCGGCACCGAGGCGGGGAUCGCCACUCGUCG